GGGACGGCGGAUCACGAUUUUGCAACAUGGCGGUGAAGUGAGGGCGAAGUCGCGGGUGCUGUGCCAUCGGAAAAUGUAUCUUUCCUAGUCGCCCGUAGUAGCGAUCCCGUCGUUACCUCGUAGUCACGCGCGACAGUGAAGAUACGUGUCCGGAUAUUGGGUGUCGGUCGUGUGCCGACGACCUUGGCGCGUGUAAAUAUGAGCGGAACGGCCGGCAGCGCGACGACGAAGGUGACACCCCGCGGCAUCGUGCGCCGCUCGAGCACGUAUGGCAGGGACUAGGGCUCGCGAUAAGGGAGCCUCGCUUUCGUCUAAGCACGAGCAAGCCGCCGAAGCAGAAGAACGACGUAGCGACGCGAUGUUGUGGCCAGCCCUGCCGAACUGUGAGAACAUAUACACAAGAGAUAGAAGCUCUAUCAAUCACUGUGAUUUCUGAUUGUACAUGCGUGCCAAACACGAGGAUAUAAGAGGGCGUUAAAAAGGGAUCCAAUGGUUUCCUGACAUGAUGGAAAGCAAAUUAUAUGUGAAGAAUGAGCCGGGACUUGAGGGGCAAUCGCUCACGAAUGCGCAGCCCAAUCCGCCCGAUGACGGAGCGAGGAUCUGCUUCGUCUGUGGCGCCGUGGGCCACAGCGAGCAGCAUUGGCUACGAGUGAAACUAAGUCCAGGUGGUUCGCCCAACGAGCCCUAUUUCCCAUUUCUCGAGUCGCACGAGCCGCCAAGCGGUUAUCGUGGCGAUGGUGCCAGAAGCGGCGUUGUCAAGGCCUGCAAUCUCUGUUACAUUCUGCUGUUACAACAGUGGGAGAGCUAUGAGCGAGAGGCUAGACCACACAGUCAGCGGAUUUAUUGGUUGAAGAGAUGCGACGGUGGUCCAUUCACAGGAGCCGAGAUGGCACUUCAGGGCGAGUACGCCGCCCAAGUUCUGGGUUUGACGAAUGAUCAGGCACCGCAGCUCAGACAGGAGAGUCGGCCAGUCGGUAUUUCGCCGCGAUUACCACCAAACUCACCCUCGCCAAGGGUCGAGCAGACCAGACCACCGUCGAAUUCGAUUGCCGAAGUGCCCAGGCCGCAUUCUAACACGGCGGAAACACACAGGCACUUGGAACAAGCGAGGCUUACAAUGGAAUCUCCCCAUCACAGAUUGCAAUCACCUCAUCAAAGAUUGCAGAGCCCACGACAGCCUGUUGAAGAUGCUAGAGUAUCCAAUGAGGCAGCAUUGGAUCUGAGACACGCACCUAGAAACUCACCCGCGCCACAACCCACUUUACCACCGCCAGCAGCUAUCUACAGCAGUGGAUCAUCAUCUAGCGUUGGUACAGACAUCCUGGAUUUGUCGAUGCCGGAUAAGAACUCGGUCACAGAAGUCUGUUAUGUGUGCGGGGACGAAUUCAAGAGGGGAUCUCUCAGUCAUAUCGCUGCGAAGCCACUGCCAACCCCGCCACAUCCUUCUUCCAGUCCACCACCGUUCUUUCCAUCACUGAUGCUUCAUCCGAGGCCGAGUAGAAGUCGACCUAUGGACAGUGCUGGACGAGUACAGGCCUGUUCAGCGUGCCAGCAUCAUCUUUUAAUACAGUGGAAAGCAUAUACGCGGCAAGGAGUACCGCACGGUGAUAGAAAUUAUACGCUUCGCAAGCGACAAGCCCCUGCAAUGGAUACAACUACGUUUAUUUGCUAUACUUGCGCUCUUGAGUACCCUUCAUCCAGUAUUAGACUUCUGUAUUGCUGUCCUAAUCCAGAGAAGGAGGUGUACUUUCCUUUUAUUUAUUCUCUGAGACCUCCGUCAGGAGCUAGUCCUAUUAGUCCUCAGGGAAUGGUGCAGGUUUGCUCCAUUUGUUACAAAGCUAUCCCGCAAAAGCAGCAGGUAUUUGGUGGAGAAAAUCACGAGGCGCAGCCAGGUGGACAAAAUGCGGAUUUCCGUCAACAAGGUCCUUCGCCACGGCCCGCCGUUCCGAAAUCUCCAGCCAAUUCAGCUGGUAGCGAUAUUCGCUUUAAGCCAUAUGACUUAAAUAAGUCAACGGUUGCUACAAACAAGCAACGAAGCAGUACCACCGUGAAAGCUCCUACGCCUGGGCAACGAAAUUCACCUAGCAACGGCCCCGCGGAAAAUGGGACUGUUGCGCUUGGCCAAAAUUACAGGUGCUAUAUCUGUGAAAGAUUAUAUCCUAGCACUCACAUGGAAUGGUUAUCUACGAGUCCGGAGGGAAUGAAUUCACAUGCUAUGCAUUUUCCUUGUUUGAGAGGAAUAGCACGUACGUCUGAAAACGCUUGCAUGGAUAGUUAUGGAAGGAUAUUGGCGUGUAGUCACUGUGUGAAUCAUCUUACGCAACAAUGGGAAAGUAUGGAUGCUGAACGGAUUCCUUUAGAACGUCGCAGGUAUGAUAUUCCUAGUCCACAUCCAAAUGGUGACGUGAACCGGUCAAUUGCUACACCACCGAGCUCCAGUUCGGAUCGAACAUUUAGAAGCAAUCCGGGCACAUCGAGCAGUUCGAUUUAUUGUUUCCUGUGCGGUUUACACAGUGAUUUAACUCUCGCGAGAGUUCUGUAUGGUCGACCUCAGGGUCGAAACGCACCAUUCUUUCCGGAACUGUUGCGACAUCAGUCACCACCAAAUGCCGAACAGCUCCGUGAAGAUGGCUCUGCCCUGGUCUGCACAUUUUGUUAUCAUUCACUGUUGGCACAGUGGCGUCAACACGAAUCUCUUCCCGCUGGCCAACAAGUGAACGCGGCCGAGCGCCAAUACAACACUCACGACUAUUGCUGUUAUGUCUGUGGCGUCGUGACGUACAGGAAACGAGUACGUGCGCUGCCCGUGAAGGAUUACCCGAACUUGACGAAGGAACGGGGUAGCAGGCAAACGGAAAAGAGCCUAUUGUUAGAGAACGGCGAUUUUGCAGUAGUGUGCUUAGAUUGCUACGAGACCUUGCGUACGCAGACUCAAGAAUACGAGAGAUGGGGUCUGCCUGUUGAGAAACGCGAGUACAAUUGGAUUGUGCAACCUCCACCGCCCGAGGAUAGUCCCGAUGUGGCCAUAGCUAGAUUACCGUCAGGCGAAAGGUCCGAGAAAGUGGUUCCACCGACAUUAACCGUCAGGCCAGCGCGAAAGAAUUGCUCACCAAAGGCACCCGACAAGAAGGCACUUGCGAAAAUUCCGGAGAAGGAACAAGGUCUACAGCCCGCCAGCACCAAAGCUCAGCCAACCUCGAUUGGCAAGUCCCACCGACCCAGUUCCGGCGUACUACCUCAGGGUCACACCCCGGGACCUGGACCGGGCGGGCAGCAGAAUAGCAGGAGCUUCGCCGCCGCCUUGAGGAACCUGGCCAAGCAGGCGGGCCCAGCACCUCAGGAAGAGGAACCCCGUGCUAGCCCGAAGAACCGGGCGCCACCGCCCUUGGUCAGAGGUCCUUCCCCUGCUAAGGAGCGAUCGACGCACGAACGAAGACCUGAAGAGAUUCCCUCCUUGUACACAACUGCCAGACCCGUUGAAACCAGCAAACACAGCGUAACUGCCGCGGCUACCGAAUUGCUGGCUCGUUCCGGUUUUCAGCCGUACCGGCCCGAGCAUCAUCCGGCCCAUCCACCGGCAUUCGCCUUGGACCCCGCGACCUAUAGCGCCUAUCAUCCCGGUCUUUAUCCACCGCCGCACCUGCCGCACGCUUAUAGGUUAGAGGAACAGUUGUACUUGGAGCGAUGUGGAAUGAUAAGACCGCCGUUGUUUCCCGGACUGCCAUCAUAUCCUCUGUACGGACUGAGAUACAGUCCCGACAUGCUUCCUCCGCCGCCCGCCUCCCUGGGCCUCAUGUCUCCCGUGAUGCACGAACGACUGAAGCUGGAGGAGGAGCAUAGACUGCGGCAAGCACGGGAGCAGGUUGCGUUGCGGGAGGAGGAGGAAAGGAGAAGAGCAGCGAGAAGUUCUGCUCCCGCUGCCCCGGUACCCGCGCCUGCCCCUGCAUCCGCUGAUACUGCAGCUAGGAAGCCGACCAUAGCGGCUCAGCUGCAUAGCGAUCGGGAGCGAGAACGUGAUGCAAGAGAACGACAAAGCGGUAGCAGUGGCGGUGGUGGUAACAGCAGCGGUGGCAACGCUAGUAACGCCAGUAACACCUGUGGGAACAACACCAGCAAUACUGGUAACUCCAGCAGCAACAUCAGCGGAUCUGCUGUCUCUGUUGGUAGCAGUCAUCAUCAAUCUCGAAAAGAGGAGCAACAAUCCUCCGCUCCGCCAGCUGCACCACCGCCACCGCCUUCCGAUCCAGCAGUCACCAUCUACCAUCCUCGUCUGCCACCCUUCCCCAAUCCAGCACAACCCAUUGGACCGACCCUGGGUUCCACUUCUAUAUGCUCCGCCAAUUCUGCGGCUAUUCCACCCCCUUUGGGUUCCAGUUUGCCUCCUUUGAACCUUGGACCACCACCACCGGUGGCUAUAAGUUCGGCACCAAUCUGUCCACAGCCGAUACCUUCCAUCCCGUCCUUGACGCCUGGUGUCAUAGGACCACCACCGCCACCUCCGCUAUCCCUAGGCAUGUCCCUUCCGCCUAUUAUCUCCAUUCCUUCUCUUCACUUGCCCCCCGUGCCGUCGAGUACUAUUCAUUCUAGUCAGCACACAGCCACGAUGAUAAUGAGCAGCGCGACCACGACGGUCACCAGUUCUAUUUAUCAUCAACAGCAACAGCAACAUCAACAACCCCUGUCGCAACAUCAACCACGCGCAAAUAGUACGAGCAGUACGACGACUACGAGUUCUUUAUCGGGUGCAAUGACUACGCACACGGCGCCAACACCGUCAAACAAUUCUUCGUCGACAUUGAACGCCAUGAAUCACAUGGCUCACAAGUCUCCGCCAUUGUCUCACAGUGUUCAUAUAUCCAGAAGCAAAGAACCACAACCAUCGACAGUCACGACAACGGCGGGUACGCUGCCUACAACGGCGACCAUGACUACUACAACGAGCACCACAACAACAUCGCAGCCGGCUUUCGUUAGGCCCUUUGAGGACUCGUUCCGCUCUUCUUCGACAAAGACGCAACAGAGACAACCGAUAAUAAAUAGUCACAAUCAUAGUAUAGUUAAUCAGAUCGGCCAUCAUGAGUCAUUGCCUUUAAAGCCUUCACCGUUAACGCCGAUUACGUCUCAAACCGUGGGUAGUCAAGUGAUUCAGGAGAAUUCUUCGACGAUGGACAACAAGUCCAUGAGUAAUCAACAAACGCUCUCUCAACCGAUCCCUUAUCCACCACCUCAACAGUAUCAUCAUCCGCAUAUACCCGUCUCGCACGUGCCAAGUCUCUACAAACCGCCACACUUUUCAACAUCAUCGUCAUCGACAUCGUCACCUCAUCAGCAGCAUCAUUCUCAACCCAAACUCAAUGUACCAACGAUAAACAUCAGUAAUAGCAGUCAUAGCAGUAGCGGCACGAGCGUCUCUAAUUCGACUAAUUCAACUAUCACAAAACAGCAUAACGCACAUCACGUCGAGUCUCAUCAAAUGACAACUACGACAACCUCGCGAAAUGAUAGCGCGACUAAUAACUGCGUUUCCAGCGAGAAGACAAUGACUAAUAACAAUUUUAGCGCUAAUAAUCAGAUUGUUGGUGGUGCAACCAAUAAAAUUGCAAAUCACACGAGCGCGCAUCAUAAAAACAAUUCGGAUGUCGCGGCGAAGGACAACAAACUGAACGCGUGCAACGAAAAGAGCGUGAACGAAAAUCUAAUUAGGCAACCACAGUUGCCGAAUCAGAAUCAUGUCACGACAAAUUCGCUCCAAGAGAAGACCGCGAUCUCGCAUCUGCCUUAUGAACAGGGAAAAAAUUUGAAGCCCUCUCAUCCGAUAAAUUACAAUCUUGGCGAAAAGGAGAACAAGAACGAAAUUGAUUGUAAUUCGCAAUCUAAUCAGAAUAAUAUCUUGUCCACAUUACCAUUUCAACCGAGUUUUAAGUUCAGUAUAAGUGACAUUGCGCAGAAGUCCACGGAUACGACGCAGCUGAUGCAAAGUAUCAGGUCUGAGGAGGUGUUGCGCACUUGUCAGAAUGUCUCAAAUGUGCUUUUGCAGAUUCCGAAGUAUCAGGAAAAACUUCUGAACUUUUCGACGAGCAACAACGAGUUGAAGACGACCGCGUUUUGCUUUACCGACAAGUGCAAUAAUUUGACUGAGAUUUCCGUAAGGUGCGAACCAGCGGUGCUAAACGUGCCUGACCUCAGCAAAGCCCUGGGUAAACAGGAUGCCAUCAGUAGCGAGAAAGCCCUGAAUAAGCAGGAUAUUAUUAGUAGCGAGAAGGCCCUGGGCAAGCAGGAUAUCAUCAAUAGCGAGAAGGCCUUCCUCACUUAUGAAGUGAUACCUGAGGUGCCUAAAGAGCUGACGUCAUCCCUCGAUUUAGCCGAGAAGAGGCGUAAACGAAGGAGGGAAAGGAACACGGGCGUCACGUGUAGCUCUGAUUCGGAGGGCGAGGAGGAAACCAAAGACGCGGAUCUUUGGAUUACGAAAGGUCCGCCGGCUAAGCUACAAUAUUCGGAAGAUAAGUUGGCUUUUCUAGCCAUGUUUGGACUAACUACAUUUACUAUUAGGAACGAGAUAGAAUUGUGUAAGGUUGAAAAAAGAUACAAAUUGAAUCCCGAUCCACCAGAACUACCUCUGGAAGUAGAACCCGUAAUAGAAUCCGUCUUACCGAUUCCGCGUGAGCAUCCGGACGUUUUGCUUCACACGCCAGAUUUCGAGCCGAAAGUUGGUUUUCUCAGGACUAUAGGUCUCGAUAUUAUGCCUCCAAAUAAAAGAGAUGAGGCAGAAGCGACAUGGCAGUAUGUUCUGGCAGAUCGCAAAAAGCGGAAAAGCGCGAAUUCCGUUACUGCCUACUGUGAAAAAAUCGCCAAAGUUUAUUCUAGGAAUCCUCCAGCUGUACCAAAAUCACCUCAAAAAAAGCGUCUUCUGGACAAAGUUAAUAAAGUGAAACACGGUCCAGAACGACCACCACCACUACCACCUUUAGUUCCGAAUUUAGUUUCGAUGUAUUGUCCAACUUUACCUAUGCCUGGUGAGAAUGGCGUGAAGCAACACUGUAAAACUAUAGACAUCAGUGAGAGUGCCGAUGAAACGAGUGAGAAGAGAGAAAAGCCGAGGUGGACCGGAAUCGUGGAUGUUAUGUUUGCCUACAGCGAGUACAUGAAAGAAAAGACACUGGAGAGAAAGAUUCUGACAAGCGAAGCAUCAAAACUGAUGGCACAGUCCAAUAAUUUGCGUUCCGAGACCACUCAGCUAGAAAGGAAGAUCUACGAGCUCCUGUCCGCCAAAACAGAACUUGAUUCCGACAGGCGAAUGCUCAGCGACAAAAUCGAGAGGAUCAACGCACUUGUUAGGAACCUUAGAUAGCGUUGCGAACGCACAACACGGAAACUCAUUCAUCUGUGAUAUUAUCAGCGGGUUAAGGGCCGUUAGCGUGUAAUACGCACUGCUAAACGUAACACUUAGAUAAGUAACGGUUAAGGAACAAACUCUUGAGUGACCAAAUGUACAGCGAUUCUUCGUAUUGUUUUGCGUACUUUAUAUUAUAUAACAUAACGCGUUCCUUUUUUUGCCGUCGACGAUUGUUCAUGCCGGGAUGGCAGGAAUCUUUGGCUCUCGGCUGCUCGAUUCACAGCAAUCGUGUUCGGUUUGAAAACGUUACCGCACUAAUUAAUAGAUAUUAAUUUUUACGCGCAUCGUUCGACAUUGGCGAGCGUGCUGAUUUUUAAUCAUAAACGCGAAGUCAUAUCAACCGUACCUUACAAGGAUAUGUAUAAAGCUCUAAUUGUACAAAUCGAAUUGUAAUCCGUGGAAAGACAGUUUUUACGAUCGCGAAAAUAAAAGGACAAAGGCUUUCUAGUUUCACAACUAACGGCUCUUACACUCCAAGCAUAAAUAAUUGUAAUUUAUAUCAUAUUUUAAUGACAAAAAAAAUAGACAAAUCGUGUAACUUAUUUUAUUCUGCGUAAUGUGGACUUUAACGUCGAGUACUUGGGGGAAAGAAUAACAAUGAUAUAUCACGCAGUUUGUAUGUCGACCGAUUGAUAAAGCAAUGGAAAAAGAGGAUAUUGUACACAAGAUCGAAAGGUGACAUCGACUAUAUCGGACUGGCAGUGUCGAGAAACCACUCGCAUAUAACAGCGAAUACGGCCGUAUUUUUACGUUUAAUAGCAUAGCAGCGCAUGUGGUGAAACUGAUUGAAUCGAUUGGAAUUGUAUAUAAUCGGAAGCACCGCGCGUGUUCACAAACAUGAAGAGGGAAAAAAUUCGGACGGUAGGAUGUUUUACGCGAGUUUCGAUUCAAACCACCGUUAUAACGACACGAGAACUCUAGUCUACGGACAAGCUAUACAAGAAAAAAAAAGAAGAUCGCGCGCCGAUACGCGAUAAGAUCAGAUUAGUGAGCAGUCCUUCCUUUCGAACGUGUCCACGUUCCAUUCACCGUAAAUAAAUACGAAGGCCAGUGAAGAUACGGGGAGGAGCGUUAUUAACAUUGUAACAACACUGCGGUACUUAGAUAAUGCGACUUAAUUUUUAAAGAAGAAAAAAAGAGGAAUAAAUAAAGAUAAUCGUGAGACUUCGCGCGCGGAGCACAUUCCACAUAAAAAAAUGCUUGUUGCCCGACCGUCAACAUUCCAACGCAUCCACUUUACCGCGACAAUUGGAUCCUAGAACUCGACGCGAGUCGAGUGGCGAACGAAAUUUGAAAGGAAAAGAAAAGGGAAGAAGCCGAUCGCUGUUGGUUUUUUUCUUUUCUGGCGUGUUUCCAUGUCGCGUAACUGCGCUCUACCUUUCGUACAUCUUCGGUAUCCCUAAAACUUGUUUCCCGCUCUCUGCUCUCCGAAUACAUCAUAUCUCGUCGAUAUAAAAUCGCAUAAGCGUACGUUGCGCGCGACAAAGCUACCAUUUAUAGUUUUCGCCGUUCUGUUCAUUGAGUGCCUAACAUUUUUCCCUACAUUUGUAAAUAUCAUUAUUUUUAUGUAUUAUGUAAUUAACAAAGGGAGGGACCGCGAUUGCGCGCUGGUCUCAGUCUCAACUGGCCAGAACAAGAGCCUAGGAGUAAAUUGUUGAAAACAUGAA
Messenger RNA from Solenopsis invicta (red fire ant), 9060 nucleotides. RefSeq lists its product as uncharacterized. The transcript has 16 exons. Lineage: Eukaryota; Metazoa; Arthropoda; Insecta; Hymenoptera; Formicidae. The coding region runs from base 503 to 7348 and encodes 2281 amino acids. The record is from RefSeq and is a predicted model, not a curated record.